Messenger RNA from Penaeus monodon (black tiger shrimp), 2772 nucleotides. RefSeq names its product alpha-(1,3)-fucosyltransferase C-like. The record is from RefSeq and is a predicted model, not a curated record. The transcript is spliced from 6 exons. The coding region runs from base 485 to 1975 and encodes 496 amino acids. Gene Ontology annotation, molecular function: alpha-(1->3)-fucosyltransferase activity. Lineage: Eukaryota; Metazoa; Arthropoda; Malacostraca; Decapoda; Penaeidae. Gene Ontology annotation, cellular component: membrane.
AGCAACAGCAUCUUACCGUGCACUAAUCUCCCUGUAUUUCCUUCCAGAAUAUUCCGAGUGUUAUUAGCAAGCGUUCGGAUCGCAGCUUCCGGAUGCAGCAUAACAAUGAGAUAACAAAGCCCAGUCAAGUUAUGAAAUCAUAACAAGAAUCCUUUAAGAACAGCACACUGCCUUAGCCGGGUGGCCGUUGGCGUGAGUGUUACCAAGCGCUUCUCAGGAAGAACACAAGGACCAUUUGAGUGAAUAGUGUUCCAAAAGUGCACAAGGAAGGCAUGGACCACCGACAGGGGGAACACGGCACGCGGACGGCAACAAGGAUGCGAGGAGAGACCAGCCCGCCUCCACUGCGGAUCCGACACUCUCACCUGAUCAAUAACAACACACACUCCGAAGCCGCUGCAACAGGACGAAACACUGUGGGAAAUCUGCAACGCGGUUCAACAACACGCUAUCCAGUUCUGCAUUAUCGAAUUGGCCCCCCGCGAUGAGGAAGCGGCUGGUUUGGUGGUUCGGCCUGUUGGCACUGUGCGUGCUCGGCCAGGUGAGCGUGAUGCUGUACCAGCGGGUGUGGGCCGCCCUCCACAAGGUGCUCGAGGAGUUCGUGAAUAAAUACAUCAACGACGACAUCAACUACGACUACUACGAGGAUCUCCCGGAGGGCGUCUACGUCAGGAGCGAGCGCCGCCUCAGCGCCACCGUUAUGAGGAAGCUCCGGGACCUGAUGAACGGUUACGACUCGACUCGUGAGUCACGCCAGGACAGGAAAUUAGUGCUAUUCUGGACGUCGUGGUUCAGCCAGGCGUGGUGGGUGCGCGUGGGCGGGGGCGUUGACUUGGAGGCCGCCCACUGCCCGGAGACAAGGUGCUACUUCACCCACGAUCGAAGGAAGAGGGAAGAGGCGGCAGCUGUGCUAUUUUUAGCUGCAGAGGUGAAGAUGUCCGACCUGCCGUACAGUCGAUCUCCGAGUCAGCGGUGGGUCUGGGUGCACGUGGAAGCACCUACGUCAGACGUCCCACUUCGUACUACUACAGGCGACCCUGGCUUGUUAAGGAGCACAGCUAAGAGUGCGAACGUAACUGGGCAUCGCCUGGAUAACCUCUUCAACUGGACCAUGACAUACCAUCCGGCCUCAGACAUCAUGGAACCCUACGGUGCCCUCAUACCUAGAGAAAAUGCCACGCUGUCUCGAGAUGGCCUUUCCACCUCUGCCAAGACACGCAGGGGUUUCCUGUUGACGUCCCUGAGACCUGCUUUGCUCGACACGGAGAGCCCCUUCUACGAGGCUUAUAUGAACGCCCUACAUGGCAGCGAGGCCUUCGAGGAAAUCAUGGGCCCGUCAUGGGUCCCCUACGUGGACUGGGCCACAGAGGACGCGGGGAAGGACUGGUCCGAGUUCCUGUUGCGGCCGAAAUUAGUAGCAUGGAUGUCGUCCCACUGUCAGACUCGUUCACGCAGGGAGGACUACGUGAGGCAGCUGCAAGAACACGUGUACGUCCAUGUCUACGGUGCCUGCGGUGCUCUCAGCUGCGGCCGGCGGGAGUCCCACCGGAAGGACCGUUGCUGGCAGGACGUCCUGGCCCGGAAGUUCCUGUUCUACCUGGCCUUCGAGAACUCCGUGUGCGACGCCUACGUGACCGAGAAGCUGUGGAAGCCGCUGGUGCACGGCCUGGUGCCCGUGGUGCUCGGGGGCGCCAACUACUCCCAUUUCCUGCCGCCCAACUCCUACAUCAACGCCCGCGAGUACCAGCCGCGGGAACUGGCGCUCCUUCUGCGGCAGCUGCAGGCCUCCCCUCGAGACUACGCAAGGUUCCACCUCUGGCGCGCCUUCUGGAGUGCCACCCUGAGGCCGCCCCUGUGCGAGCUCUGCCUCAAGAUCCACAAUGACGACGAAGUGUCGACCCAGAGGAACAUCCCUGACUGGUGGCGCGAUGUGGGGCGGUGCCACAACCCUGCGGUGCCAACCACGCUCUUAUGAUCUGCUCAACCCUGUUCUUCCGUCCUUAUAUUUUCCUUUAUGCGUGUAACAGUUAUCGAUCAACCGAAUUCCACUUGUCAUCGAUCUUUUUUCACUGUAAAAGAAUGCGGCAUUGUGAAUGUGUGAGCAGGAAAUAGCGAACUCAGGCAAACACAGGACACUGCAGUAAAAGGCUGAGUGAACUGUAACAAGAUUGGAGAUGUUUAGAAGGAAGCUGGUGAAGAUAAAGUUAAUGGGUGUUGUUAGGAAGGCCGAGAAAAAAGGACAAAUUUGGUUUUAUCGCUGUUUUUCUUUCUUUCUGGUACUUGGUAGCACUUCUGUGCAUUGUUGCCACCAUUAACCGCAAACCAAGCGAAUAUGAUGUUGGAGCCUAGACUUCGGAUUAAAAUGUCUGGAAUUUAUUUACAAACCAUAGCAAUGUCUGCACUUCAGUUAAAUUUUGUAAAUCUAUUACGCGUAUUGCAAUUUUCUUUAAAUUCUUACAUCAUGUUAUAUAUUUAAACAUCGAUUACUAACUCCAGUCAAUGCCGAAAUCAUGGCUCUAGCGUCGCUUUCGUAUCGUCUGCGGCAAUGGCGGUUACCCUGCUUCUGUGUAUACCUUCGAUUCUCAUUUUUGUAAUUACAGCACACUCAUUUUGAGAGAGAAAACCAAAGGAGUGUACAAGAUGCCUUUGUGUUUGCACCUUUUUGUGUGCCUUGUGUAUUAGAUAUAUAGUAGUUUAAGUACAUAUUAUAUUUUAAUUGCUCGGUGUUGUAAAUGAAAGCUAUAGAUUUGCCAAUAUAUAGUUUUGGAUGUA